GAUUGAAUGCGCUUUGUGUUCUUUCUGCUCUGCGACGUGACACCGGUUGUUUUGGGGAAAAGGAAAAUGUUUCUGCUUCUGCUGUCGCUUAAGUUGAUUAAGUCCGUGCGUCGUGGACGUGGACGUGGUCGUCGUCUUCGUUAUCGUUAUUGCCGUCGGUCGCGUCAAAGUCUUAGUCUUAGUAUCUUUGACGAAUAAAAGAGAGAUAUGAAAGAAGACAGCGAUCGUCGUUUUCAUCGUUGGCCUGGUGGCGUCCGGUGCGCUUGUAAGGUUAAGAAGAGAUGGAACGAAAACGAAAGAGUACCUAUCAGAGUGAAUUUUUGUUGGUAUUGUGUGUUGUUUCUUAAAUUAUUCUUUCACGAUCGUCGGCUGUGCACUUUGAGUCUGAUUAACGUGAACGUGGAAUGCUCAUGAAUGCAUACAUAUACGAAGCAAUAUACAUUUCUACAAUAUUUAAUUGUAUUGGUGGUGGUUUGGUUUAAAUCAAACUUUAUGGCACUCAGCUCUCAAAAAACCGAAGAAAAAAACUCUCAGCACAGAAUUUACCUACGAUUUUCAUCUUCAACGUGUGUGGAUGGUUUGUUUAUGCGCCCCCUCUACUAUAGCCCUCGAUCAUCGUGCAAGUAGUGAAUGAUCCGAUCGUGUGCGCCGGCAUAUAUAAAAGUAGCAAGGACAUAUGAACUGAACAUUAGUCGAAAUCUAUUAUUAACGCUGCGCAGUUUCGACGCUAGAGCUUAAAUAAUUUAACACUACUUUUUGUGUUUUUGUUUAUUUGUUUGUCUGAUGAAUAUCUCCAAAAAAUAGUAGUGCUAACUGAUUGUAAUUUUUUACGGAUUUUUUGACUAAACAUAAUAAUAUAAAAUUCAUUUUUGAAAAUAAAAAUAGAACUCUGUAUUUUAUAAAUACGUUUGAAGUUUACAACAUAAAUAAGAAAACUUUUUCAAAAUGUUAUCAGAAUCGGUUUUUAUAAAAUUGCUACUUGGCCAAUUGAAAAGCAAUGAUUUGCAACACACACUGUUAGUUUUUUUGAGCAUAAUAUCAGUGAUAAAAAUAAUUCAGUGGCUUAUGAAUUUGUACAAGGAAUUAAAAUCCUUGCCUCCAGGACCAUGGGGCUUGCCUGUUAUUGGGUAUUUAGCCUUUAUGGGAAAUGAAAAACAUACCAGAUUUAUGGAAUUGGCUAAACGAUAUGGGACGCUUUUUUCAACGCGUCUCGGUUCUCAAUUAACUGUUGUGAUGAGUGAUUAUAAAUUGAUAAGGGAGUGUUUCCGCCGGGAAGAAUUUACUGGUCGCCCGGAUACACCUUUUAUGCAAACAUUGAAUGGAUUCGGAAUUGUCAAUAGUACCGGAAAAUUGUGGAAGGAUCAACGUCGAUUCUUGCAUGAAAAACUUCGCCAUUUAGGUAUGACUUAUAUGGGAAGUGGCAAACAUAUGAUGGAAACGAGAAUAAUGACGGAAGUACAUGAGUAUAUUCACAAUUUGCACUCCUCCGAAGGCCAACCCAUGGACAUGGCCCCAGCCAUAUCGGUAGCAGUAAGCAAUGUCAUAUGUGGCAUAAUGAUGUCUGUUCGAUUUUCCAUCGAUGAUCCUAAAUUUCGACGUUUUAAUUUUCUUAUCGAGGAAGGAAUGCGUUUGUUUGGUGAAAUCCAUACGGUCGAUUAUAUUCCAACAGUUCAGUACUUCCCCGGUGUCUUGAAUGCAAAGAACAAAAUUGCCAAGAAUCGUGAAGAAAUGCAAAGAUUUUACCGUGACGUCAUCGAUGACCAUAAGGGAACUUAUGACGCUGGAAACAUUCGCGACUUGAUAGAUGUGUAUAUUGCGGAGAUCGAAAAUGCCAAACUAGAGGGUCGUGAUGGUGAAUUAUUCGAUGGAAAAGAUCAUGAAGAACAAAUCGUCCAAGUCAUUAUUGACUUAUUCUCAGCCGGUAUGGAAACGAUCAAGACCACUUUGCUAUGGAUCAAUGUAUUUAUGCUGCGCAACCCUGAAGAAAUGCGUCGAGUUCAAGAAGAGUUGGAUCAGGUUGUUGGCCGCCAUCGAUUGCCAUCUAUUGAGGAUUUGCAAUAUUUGCCCGUGACUGAGUCAACAAUAUUGGAAUCAAUGCGCCGCUCAAGCAUUGUACCAUUGGCUACAACACAUUCGCCUACAAGGGACGUGGAAGUAAAUGGUUACAAAAUACCAGCAGGCUCACAUGUAAUACCGCUUAUCAAUUCAGUGCACAUGGACCCUAAUCUAUGGGACAAACCUGAAGAAUUCAACCCGCGUCGAUUCAUUGACAGUGCCGGAAAAGUCCACAAGCCUGAAUUUUUUAUUCCAUUUGGCGUUGGUCGUCGUAUGUGUCUUGGGGAUGUACUUGCUCGCAUGGAGCUUUUCCUCUUCUUUUCAUCGUUUAUGCAUUGCUUCCAUAUAAGUCUGCCUGAAGGAAAACCAUUACCCAGUCUUAAAGGAAAUGUUGGCGUUACGAUUACACCCGAAGCUUUUAGAGUUUGUCUGACCCGCCGACCUCUUACCCUCGCCAAUCCUGAGCCAUUACAUCAAAGAAAUGUUGGUUUUCAUUGAAUCCUUACAUUAGCGCAUAACAGCGCAAUAAAGCGCUGCUGAGUGCAGAAAAUUUCCAAAGGAAAUAUAUUUCAAGUGAAAAGUGGCUCCGAUUUUUCAGAGCACGGUCUUGUUCCUAAAACUUGCAUAAAACAAAUUUACAUACAAACACAUUCAAAUCAAUAUACUGAUUCAUUUCAAAAUACAAAUAAAUACAAAUGUAUUCAAAAAGCACGAUUGCUGAGAAGAAAACGACGUGUAGAUGGCUCUAAGCGAAUCUUGAGUUCGGUGGAUGCUGUAAUCAUAUCCCAGAGCUGCUCGCUUCUAAGAUCAAAACACACACACUGGUCGAUAUCCAAACAAAAAAUAAAAAACGAGAUGGAAGCAUUACAAAACAAAGGCUCCUUUAUACAUACUUACCAAUUUUCUCCACCUCCGCGCUGUGUUCAGUUUAUUUUUAAACAAACAAAAACAAAAUUCUGUGGUUCUAGUUUUUAGAAAAUUUAUUAUGUAAUCACUCAUUAUACAAAAAAAAAAAGAAAACAAAAUCAAAUUUAUAUCACGAAAUAAAAAAGCCAUUUAUAUAAAUUACUCAUUAAAUUAACAAUAUUCAAUUAAUAUUUUUUU
Messenger RNA from Eupeodes corollae, 3159 nucleotides. RefSeq names its product cytochrome P450 18a1 (gene Cyp18a1). Gene Ontology annotation, biological process: xenobiotic metabolic process. The coding region runs from base 946 to 2553 and encodes 535 amino acids. The transcript is spliced from 5 exons. Gene Ontology annotation, cellular component: intracellular membrane-bounded organelle; cytoplasm. The record is from RefSeq and is a predicted model, not a curated record. Gene Ontology annotation, molecular function: heme binding; iron ion binding; oxidoreductase activity, acting on paired donors, with incorporation or reduction of molecular oxygen, reduced flavin or flavoprotein as one donor, and incorporation of one atom of oxygen. Lineage: Eukaryota; Metazoa; Arthropoda; Insecta; Diptera; Syrphidae.